CAUCGCUGACUUUUUAUGGUGGAUCUAAUUAAAAGUACGCUUUUCUGACCGCAGGUUGCCGUUUUGAGGAGAAAAAAGGGAAACGAUUACUCAAAAUAGAAACAAAAGUGCAAUAACUGUAGUCAUUGAACAUUGAACCACACUUAAUCUGGUAUUAGCUACACACUUCAGAUAUGCAGGAUCCCAACGAAGAUACCGAAUGGAAUGAUGUUCUCCGCGCCAAGGGCAUUAUACCACAAAAGCCCAAGGAAAAAGAAAUUACCGAAGAUGAAAUCAUUGGUAUGAUCGAAAGCACCAUUGCGGAAAAGCAAAAUGGAAAAGAUUUGUCCCAGCUCGAACUAGAUGAGCUAGACGAGUUAGAGGACUCGGAGGAUGAGGAAGUGCUGCAACAAUAUCGACAAAAGCGUAUCGCGGAAAUGCAGGCGGCAGCUACCAGGGCGCGUUUUGGUUCGGUACGCGAAAUUUCGGGCCAGGACUACGUCGAGGAAGUCACAAAAGCGGGCGAAGGGAUCUACGUGGUGUUGCACCUUUAUAGCCGAGGUGUUCCGUUCUGUGCGUUGAUCAACCAGCACCUAACACAGCUGGCUACUGUUUUUCCGAUGACAAAGUUUGUCCGUGCAAUCGCUACUACCUGUAUUGCAAACUACCCAGAAAGGAACGUUCCGACCAUAUUCGUCUACUUCCAAGGCCAGCUGAAGAAACAAUUCAUUGGGACUGUGGAACUUGGUGGGCCAAAUCUUACAUGCGAUGAGUUGGAAUAUAUGCUUGGACAAACCAAAGCAAUUGAAAGCCAAAUUAAAGAAGAUCCACGAGAGUCACGGAAGAUUAAAGACAAAAUGUUUGCAGAACUGUCGGACAAUAACGAUUGGUAGGAGAUAAGACGUUCAAAAAUGUCGGCAUUUUCUACAAGAUCAAAUAAAACUAUCUGCUAUUUAUUGAUAAUAAACAAGUUUGCCGUUCAUGAUUUUGUA
Messenger RNA from Anopheles moucheti, 971 nucleotides. It is a transcript of the gene viaf, whose product is annotated as viral IAP-associated factor homolog. Bases 174 to 872 code for a protein of 232 amino acids. Gene Ontology annotation, cellular component: cytoplasm. Gene Ontology annotation, biological process: protein folding. Lineage: Eukaryota; Metazoa; Arthropoda; Insecta; Diptera; Culicidae. The transcript is spliced from 2 exons. The record is from RefSeq and is a predicted model, not a curated record.